CGCGUACGAUUUACAUGCAGUAAAUCAUCUAUGCGGAGUUCCAUUCGUCCCUUAUAACUGCUGUUCAUCUCAUCGACAUUAACUUCCAAACCCACCUGCGGAUAGUUCCUGAUGGCUAAACAGAAACCUCUGUUGGUUUUGACAAUCCUCAUCUCCACUUGCUUAUUCGCUCUUUGCUGGGGGUUCAUGAUUAUAGUUUGGCGUCUCAAAUAUGUGAUUCUCCCCGAUCAUGUCGUCGACCUCAUUACAAGACAUCCUACUGAACUCACCCUCAUAUCCACUGUGAUAUCCACGAUUUUGUCAGUAACCAGCACAGCUCUUUUAUCAUUCGCUGUCAGAAAGGCAAUCAACCAUUAUAUUACUCAUCCAAUAUCACUGGUCGAACUUCAUACUGCAAUAGCUCUCACUAAACCACAACCCCUUCUUCGAUGGAAUCAUUACAAACUCUCACUUUUCACGUUGGUUUUUGUCUGUUUGGUUACAUUACUCAAUUCAAGGUUUGAAAUUAUGCUCAUGAGCGCUAUGACUGACACAUACCCUGUCGCAGCUGGACGACAUUAAUAUUGCCGACACUGCUAUUGUGGCCUGUACCGAUCAAUGGCAUAGAUCUGGACCUCGCAAGCAGUGCCUUUGACACGAAACUAGGUUCUGAUG
Suillus subaureus is the source of this 654-nucleotide messenger RNA. RefSeq lists its product as uncharacterized. The coding region runs from base 112 to 561 and encodes 149 amino acids. The transcript has 2 exons. NCBI's taxonomy places the organism in Eukaryota, Fungi, Basidiomycota, Agaricomycetes, Boletales, Suillaceae. The record is from RefSeq and is a predicted model, not a curated record.